UUUCAGUUGCUGUCGUUGUUGCGUUUUUUAUCUGCUGGGCUCCGUUCCAUGCCCAAAGACUUAUGACAUUGUAUGUUAAAAAUUGGAAUGCACGGCUGUUAGAAGUACAGGGACAUCUAUUUUAUUUGUCAGGAAUUCUAUACUUCUUCAGUUCCACUGUGAAUCCCAUACUGUACAACGUGAUGUCAAGAACGUUCAGGAGAGCUUUCAAGCGAACACUCUGCAGAUGUUUUGUUAGCGCAAAUAAUCUUCCAUCGUUUUAUAUGCUAAAGGCAAAGUUCAUCAGCCACGAUAUAGAUUUACCAUAUUCUCAUGAGAGUGGUAAUCCAAAUAUGCCUGACAAAAAGGCACUUCGAAGUGUCACUUAUUACCACAACGAGAAAAGAGACUCAUCUAAAUAUAACCACUCCGGAGAAAAAUGCUCCACUAAAGAGACGCUGAUUAACAAGACAUGUGAAAGCACGUCAGGAAAGUCACACGCACAUUCUGACGGCGACAUACACGCCUUGUGUCGCCACAAGAGAUGCUCAGAUCGACGACAUAUUUCGAUCAAUCAGCGUAGAAAUGCAUUGGUCAAUUCAUUUCAUCAUAUCGACGAUUUACGCAGAGAACAAUCGUUAUUUGACUACCAAACACCUGCACAAUUUAGACUAAUUUAAGCUCAACCACUGUUUUGAAUUAGGUGACAUCAGCUUUAAUAAGUGAGUUAUGUUAUUUGUUUAUGAGCUCUCAUGUAUUG
Molecule: messenger RNA, 739 nt
Organism: Dreissena polymorpha
Lineage: Eukaryota; Metazoa; Mollusca; Bivalvia; Myida; Dreissenidae
Exons: 2
Coding region: 63-659 (198 amino acids)
Biological process (GO): neuropeptide signaling pathway
Cellular component (GO): plasma membrane
Molecular function (GO): neuropeptide receptor activity
Source: RefSeq, a predicted model, not a curated record